Messenger RNA from Danio rerio (zebrafish), 1390 nucleotides. Lineage: Eukaryota; Metazoa; Chordata; Actinopteri; Cypriniformes; Danionidae. The record is from RefSeq and is a predicted model, not a curated record.
AACUGCUUCCCUCAUUAAAAGCUUCCUGACUGCUGCUCCCAAGUCCGCUCCGCUUCAGAAAAUGGUUGUGUAAACAGAUGAUUCGUAAAACAGCUUACAGUUGCUGCCAUCGGGUGGUUCUGGUGGGACAUCAUCAAGUAUCUGAUGUCUUGUUUUAUUGAAGAGUGUCAGCGUUAUGUGAGAAGGCGUUUGUCAAAAAGUAAACCGAACAUACGGGUUCUUCACUGGAAGCUCGGCUAACUUGUUAGCUUGUGACUAUUAGCAGACUACGCUAUAUGUGCUGUUUGAAUUUUCAUUCAUUUUUAAAGUUCAGCUAGACUGUCUAGGUAAGAUUUAACUUCCAUACAAAAUAUUGUUAUUUAGUCUAGUGUCUGAGGCAUUAAAUGAACGUGUUUGGUUGGGGUGACAGUGAAUGCUGGAGGCCUGAGUCACAAUUGCAAGACAAAUUGGGUUUAAAACUAAAUUUAACAGACUGACAUGCACCUCUGGUCUGACAAUAUUUAAGCUGCAUGUGCAGCAAAUUUGUAAAAGCUCCAAAACUAGAGUAGUCUGUUAGCUCGCGAGAAUAUGACAUGGUAGGAGUGGAAGGAGCCUUGCCCACCAACAUCCCUACAACAUUCAGCGUCUCCCGGGCUUUUGGUGCCGAUACCUGAAGGUCAGUUCACCUUUUGAGAACCAGACCCAUCAUUAGUGUGAGCUGAUGUUGUGUGCUCGGCCUGUUCAUCUGGAUCUUAUCACAUAGCUUUCUCCCUGACCUUAGUUGGUCCUUCUCCUUAUCAAGUUACUGAACAAUCAUCACCAUGUCUGACAACCAAGGCAAUGUGAACAACAACAACGUUCCACUGAACAACAAUAAUAAUGGUGGGCCAAACCGGAUUCGUAACCCCCCAAUGAACCAGAACCCCUUGAUUAACGUGAGAGACAGACUCUUCCACGCAUUAUUCUUUAAGAUGGCAGUCACAUACGCCAGACUAUUCCCACCAUCUUUCAGACGAAUAUUUGAGUUCCUGGUCUUGUUAAAGGCACUGUUUAUGCUCUUCAUCCUGGCCUACAUCCACAUUGCCUUCUCGCGCUCUCCAAUAAACUGCCUGGAGCAUGUGCGGGAGAAAUGGCCCCGCGACGGCAUCCUGCGUGUGGAGAUCCAGCGCAACUCCAGCCGUGCUCCUAUCUUUCUGCAAUUUUACGAGACUGAGGGUAUCCAGGGACUCGUGAAGGAACCAGAGGAGGAUGGACAUGAAAACAGACAGCCAGUGGUGCCAACAGAUGCUGAAGAGGAGGAAGAGAUGACUAUGGACAUGUUUGACAACAGCACAGUACGAGUGAGUUUAUUACAUGGUUAUUUUUGAACUGACUAGAACUGAACCUGCAUUCUAUUACUAUACUGCUACUC